GUAUUAUUUUCAACUUAUAUAAGACAUCUAAAUAUAUUGUAGAGCUUUUCAGAUCAUUCUUCAAAUGUCUGAACCCAUCCAGAAUUUUGUAGACGUUUAAAACCUUUCAAUAUAUUUCAGAGCUUUACAGAUUAAUCUCGAAAUUUCUAGAACAAACCAGAAUUUUCAGAUCAUUCUCAAAAUUUCUAGACUAAUCCAGAACGUUCGAGUUCAGUCUAGAACAAUCUAGAUGAAUAACAGUAACAUGCUUUCGAAAAAUACAUUUUCAACCCCCAGAUCUUUUACACCCCUACAACUACCCACAUGCAACCACCAUCAUAGUUAUACAUGAGAUCGUUGGGGCUACUGCCACCUACAAUCACAAUUGCUCUGUCAUAUAUGGUUUUAGUGAACAAGUGAAAUACAGGCACGCACACUCCAUUGUUAUAGUAUAUAAUAGAUAAUAGAUAUCUAGUUCCAUGUACUAUGAUCUCUACAGGCUUUUCACGAGUCUUUGGUAUAGGUAGCACGAUAUACCAGAACAAUAGUUUGUGUCAUGCAAACUUCCUGGUGUACUUUGCUACCAAUGGCAGAGGCUUACAAAAAAAUGCCUUAGGAAGAUAUAGAUAUCGUUCAUUCAAGAUGGAGGUAAUUACUGUUUUACUUGAAAAUACAUCUCAGCCUUCCCCUGAACCAUAAUAUCUUGGCCAAUUAUUGUGGCUGCAAAGGCUAAAAAUGUCAUAAAGAUUUAUUUAGAGUAUGUAUGAUGUAAAUUCAAAUUCUUACAAGGCAUCAAGCUGUUUUAUCUCAUUUGACUCCAUUAGUUGGCGUCCCAACGUGUCAAUUAAGUCAAAAUGGCUCCUAAUGUAGAAAUCGUAUGUGAUGAAAAGCUAGAUCUUGGCGAGGGACCUCAUUGGGAUCACAAAGGUGGAGUGCUUUACUAUGUUGACAUAUUUGAAUCUUCUGUUUUCAAGUAUGAUCCAAGCACUAAGAAAGUCAAUAGAGUUGUUGUAGACAAACAAAAUAAAACACCUGUUGGCUUCGUGAUACCUGUAGCAGAUACAAACAACAAGUUUGUUAUUGGAUAUAGAAAUGAGCUUGCUAUUCUGACUUGGGAUGGCAUUAGCCCAGAUCCCACCAACGUGGAAGUACUUGUUGGUGUCGAACCAGGGACAACAAAUCGGUUCAAUGAUGGCAAAGCUGAUCCUCGAGGGCGCCUGUGGGCUGGAACAAAGGCGAAAUAUCAUCCAGGUGAACCCGAAGUUAGAUCAGGAGCUUUAUAUUCAUUGAGCAAGGAUGGAAAAACUGUGAAAGUUCAUGCCACUGAUAUAGGAAUUAGCAAUGGUCUUGCAUGGUCUUCUGAUUUCAAAACCUUCUAUUAUAUAGACAGUUUCAACAGGGCAGUUGAUGCUUUCGAUUAUGAUAUUGACAGCGGAGAAACUACAAAUCGGCGAACUGUUUUCGAUUUGAUAAAGAAUAAUGUUGAGGGUUUUCCGGACGGAAUGACGAUAGACGUAGAAGACAAGUUAUGGGUUGCUACAUUUGGCGGAAGCGCAAUACAUCGUGUGGAUCCUGUUACUGGUUCUCUUCUCCAAUCGGUCAGUCUUCCUGCAGCAAAGAUCACUUCGGUUGCAUGGGGUGGACCUAAGUUAGAUGAGCUUUAUGUGACGAGUGCCAGCCGAUUUGAUACAGAGGAGAACCGUCAUGCCGGACGAUUGUUUAAAGUUACAGGACUUGGAACAUCUGGAGGUCCAGGUGUACCAGUGAAAUUGUAAAAAUGCUUACUGAAUACCACGUCAAUAUUUCAGUAUCUAUGCUCAUUGUGCCUCUAUUCCAUGAUGUCGUAAAUAAACUAGAAUUUUUAUAUUGAUCACAA
Messenger RNA from Athalia rosae (coleseed sawfly), 1855 nucleotides. RefSeq names its product regucalcin-like. Gene Ontology annotation, molecular function: gluconolactonase activity; calcium ion binding. The coding region runs from base 834 to 1754 and encodes 306 amino acids. Gene Ontology annotation, biological process: L-ascorbic acid biosynthetic process. Lineage: Eukaryota; Metazoa; Arthropoda; Insecta; Hymenoptera; Athaliidae. The transcript has 6 exons. The record is from RefSeq and is a predicted model, not a curated record.